Messenger RNA from Adineta steineri, 1959 nucleotides. Lineage: Eukaryota; Metazoa; Rotifera; Eurotatoria; Adinetida; Adinetidae. The record is from the annotation of a GenBank genome assembly.
AUGCCUAAUCGGAAUGCAGAUGAACGUCGUCCUUUUGUUGCCGAUGAUGAAAUUGCUGUUACUUAUGAUUCGACUAAAGUUGAUAUAGCAACAGUAGCAGAUGAUCAUCUGGCAAUUGAUCAUCCGCUAACAAUGUCAUGGCAACAAUUAAAUGUAACUAUCGAUAUUAUACCACGUAAUAAUAAAUGGUUCAAACAAUCAAAAAAUGUACUAUUUACUAAACAAUUACUUGCUAAUUUAAAUGGUCAUGCAGUACCAGGAAAAAUUGUUGCUAUUAUGGGUAGUUCAGGAGCUGGAAAAACAACAUUACUUGGCAUAUUAAGUGGUCGUUUCAAUAAACAUUUAAAAAUAUCUGGUACAAUUUCUCUCAAUGGACUACGUGUUGAUGGAUCAACUUUAUUGAAUCGAUGUGGUUAUAUUGAACAAAAUGAAUUAUUUAUUGGAUCGAUGACUGUUCGUGAACAUCUUACUUUUCAGGCUAUGCUUCGUAUGAAAACGAAUACAGAUGAAUAUCGACGUGAACGUAUUGAAGAUGUAUUACAAGUAUUAGAUUUAAUAUCAUGUCAAAAUACAAUUAUUGGUAUACCAGGAAAAUUAAAAGGAUUAUCCGGUGGUGAACUACGUCGUUUAACAUUUGCAUCAGUUAUACUUACUAAUCCUGCACUAUUACUUAUUGAUGAACCAACAUCAGGACUUGAUAGUAAUUUAGCGAUAUCAGUAAUGAAUACAAUGAAACGAUUAGCUGAUCAAGGUAAAACUAUUAUAUCAGUACUUCAUCAACCAUCAAGUCAAAUAUUUCAUAUGGUUGAUACUUUAUGUUUACUUUCACAUGGUCAUCUUGUUUAUUUUGGUGCACGUAUUGAUGCACCAGAUUUUUUUCAAUCAAUGGAUCGUCAGUGUCCACCGAAUUGUAAUCCAUCAGAAUUUUAUAUUGAACAAUUAUCAUCACGUUCUGACGAUACUAAAGAUGGAGAUGAAUCAACUCAAUUACCAUUAGAAUGGAAACAUGCUGUUGAACAAUUUCAACAAUCACAAUAUAAUCAAAAAUUACAAAAAUCAAUUGAAGAUGAAAUAAUUCUUAGUAAAAUGAGAUCAGACAAAUUCGAAACAGAUAUCUGUUAUCAAUCAAAUUUUUUUCGACAACUUAAAUGGUUAUUAUGGCGUUCAUUUCGUGCAUCAUCAAGAAAUCCAGUUCAUUCAACAAGUUUAUUAAUUAAAUCUGUUUUACCUGCACUUAUUCUUGGUGUUCUAUAUUUUCAAUUAAAACAAACACCAGAAAUUGUACAAAAUCUCAAUGCUAUUUCAUUUGUUAUUUUAACAAGUGUCUGUUAUACAAAUGCAUUUGUUAUUUUAGCUACAUUUCCAGGUGAAUUUCAAGUAUUUAAACGUGAACAUCGCCGUCGUUUAUAUGGUACAAGUGCAUAUUAUAUUGCAAGAUUUUUUACAGAAUUACCAUUUUUUAUUAUUAUGCCAUGGAUAUUUACAACCAUAGUUUAUGUUUGUGUUGGUAUUAGUAAAUCAUUUUUAACAUAUAUAUUAUAUUGUUUAUUUGCAAUAUUAGCUACAAAUGCAUCGGUAGCUUUUUCGGGAAUAAUAGCAGCAUUAUCUAAUUCAGUUGAUAGUGCUGUAUCAGUUGCAUUACCACUUUUAGAAAUAUUUAUGUUAUUUGGAGGAUUUUUUCUUAAUAAUGCUUCUGUUCCGGUUUAUUUUACUUGGUUACAAUAUUCAACAUGGUAUUAUUAUGCAUAUUCAUUAAUACUUAUUUUCCUAUGGCGUGAUAUAAAACAUAUUCCAUGUGAUACACAAGGUUUUUGUUUAUCAAACGGUGAUAAAGUAUUAGAAUUUUAUCAAAUAGAUAAACAUCUUAUUGCAUUUUAUUUGGGAAUGUUAUUAUUAUUGAUUAUUGUAUAUCAUUCAAUUACUUUUAUUAUUAUAUGGAUACGAGCAAAACGUGCAUAA